UAGUCAAUCAGUGUAUUGACAAGGAAACUACCACGUAGAGGAGGAACGUUUCCGGCAAUUUCCACUACUAACUCGAGCCCGACCACUGCAUGUGUGCUCUUGUCGAAAAAUAAUGGCGAUGGUCCUUUUAUUUUCUCUUUCAAUGGGAGAGGCUUGGGGACUUAAUUGAGAAACUUUACAAGUUUGGGGACGCAAAUUAAAUCACACAGAUUGAUGGAUAGCAAGUUGAAAGCCAAUACAACUUCCCCGGGAAAUGAAGACUAGAGAGGUUAGACGCCAACAAGCUUGAAGUGCAUCUGUUCCUCAGCAAUGAUGGUCACACGAAUAAGGCUACUUCUGAGAAGCCGUGGGUGCGGAUUGCUGAGGCAGUUAUGCAGGACCUGCUCCCUUCUGCCGUCUCGGAGGAGAGGCCCCCCAAGUAAAGACUCUGUCAGUGAAGCCUCUUCAAGUCUGUAUAAUAUAAACUUCCGCACUGAUGUUCUGGCAUCGUAUGUGAAAAGUGUCACAGACAAUGUCACUCCGAAAAUCGGAGCCAAAUCAGAAGAUAUAAAGGAUAUUUACCUUGUUAAGUUGGCUGAUAAAUCUCGACUGGAUGUAACGGUCAUUUGCAAAUGCAGAGUUGUGAAGGAAGAGAAGCGACUUGAACUUCACAAGGUCGAGUUAAACCCGGUCCGCCACAUGAUAUAUGACAUAUCAUGUCUUGAGAAAGAUCUUGACCUGAGGUUAAUGGUCUUCACCAAGAGAACCGUGUCAUCUCCCACUCAUGAUGACAGAAAGAGCAUAAAGGACUUGAUCACGUAGCAAUCUUAGACCCGAGUGUGAAGGGAGGCUUGAGAUGGUGGAUAGGAGAGUCGCCGUCCGCGGAGGAUAGAUACCGAGAGGUCCAUGGGUCUAGUACAAGAAAUAUGAAUUCCAAUAACUAGUAAAGGGACACGGUAGUCCCAUCAAGUACUGAACUUGGAAUCUUUCAAUUGCCAAAAAAAGGACAUGAUAAAUUUCAUUUACGAUAGUCGAAUUCAAAAAUUUCUUAUUAUUAGGUGAGUAUGCGUGGCACUUAUAUCCCCACCCAUUCUCCCAAUUAUUUUUGUAUUAAAGAAAUGAAAUUAUUAAUCUUCGCGUGAUUCAUAUUCUUGUGUUCGUAUUGACAAUAAUCCAAAGAAAACUUUCUCU
This is a messenger RNA of Punica granatum (pomegranate), 1170 nucleotides long. NCBI's taxonomy places the organism in Eukaryota, Viridiplantae, Streptophyta, Magnoliopsida, Myrtales, Lythraceae. The record is from RefSeq and is a predicted model, not a curated record.